Molecule: messenger RNA, 2232 nt
Organism: Sclerotinia sclerotiorum 1980 UF-70
Lineage: Eukaryota; Fungi; Ascomycota; Leotiomycetes; Helotiales; Sclerotiniaceae
Exons: 2
Coding region: 1-2232 (743 amino acids)
Biological process (GO): DNA double-strand break processing; mismatch repair; DNA recombination
Cellular component (GO): nucleus
Molecular function (GO): 5'-flap endonuclease activity; DNA binding; 5'-3' DNA exonuclease activity
Source: RefSeq, a predicted model, not a curated record
AUGGCAAAACCAUUGGGGUGGAUGCUUAUGGUUGGCUACACCGUGGGACAGUAUCAUGUGCUAUGGAUCUUGCUAUGGGAAAGCCGACAAGAAAGUAUGGAGCCUGGGCCCAAUGAGGAAAGAAAUAUGCUAAACAAGAAAGCAGAUAUGUUGAGUAUUGUAUGCACCGGUAAAGCUGCAACAGAGAAGGACAGAGAAAAGCGCCGGGAGGAUAGCAAACGAAUUGGACAAGACUUAUUGAAUGCUGGAAAGACCUCCCAAGCAUACCUGGAAUUUCAAAAAGCGGUUGAUGUGACCCCAGAGAUGGCGCGCCAUGUAAUUGAUGAGUUGAAAGAGAUGGGAGUACAAUAUAUUGUCGCUCCAUAUGAAGCCGAUGCCCAAAUGGUUUACCUGGAACGACAAGGCAUAAUCGAUGGAAUACUAUCUGAAGACUCUGAUCUUUUGGUGUUUGGUGCUAAAUGUCUUCUAACCAAGUUGGAUCAGUACGGCAACUGCAUCGAAGUCAACAAGGCAGAUUUUUGUGCUUGCAAAGAUGUCAACUUAACUGGUUGGUCUGAUGCCGAGUUUCGGAGGAUGGCAAUCCUAAGUGGCUGUGAUUAUCUAGCUAGCAUGAGCAAUAUAGGGCUAAAGACAGCUUAUCGGCUAGUUCGGAAGCAUAAGACUAUCGAAAAAGUCGUUCGAAUGAUUCAAUUUGACGGGAAAUUUCAUGUGCCGAAAAAUUACCUUGAAUCUUUUUAUCAAGCCGAGUUCACUUUUUUACAUCAAAGAGUUUUCUGUCCGCGAACUCUCAAAUUAGUCCUCCAUACCCAACCUGGUAUUCCACUUACGGAGGAUCAAACCCAAUUUAUUGGACACGACGUUUCACCGGAGAUUGCUCGAGGGGUUGCAAAAGGCGAUUUGAAUCCUAUCACGAAACAACCCAUUGUGACUGAACGAAGAAACAAGAUGGCAAAUCCUUUUACGGCGUCGAAGAGAUCUGUCUCUACGAGCGACUUGAAGAAGGGUGUUUCCAUUGAUACAUAUUUCAAAGCUAAGCGAACCCCUCUUGCGGAGCUUGACAUCAAUUGCUUUCAACCUUCUCACAGUCAACAAGAGAUUCUUUCUCGUAAUUCAGGGCCGUGGAUUGCUGAGCCGGUUCGUCCAUACUUACAACGAUCUACUACCGAAAUAGAACCUCAAUUGCCUCCUCACCCCACUACUCGAAGCUCCAGAUCGACUGGAAGAAGAGUGAAUUCGCUUACUGAAUCUCGACCACCAAAACGUGCACGACUUUGUGAGGAUGAUUCAUUACUUCAAACACCAGGAACUGGUCAGAAAGUGGAGCUAGGUCGAAGCCGUUUCUUUGUGGAUGGGUUUGAAGAUGACAGUCCAAGUAUUUCCAAGGUCUCUAAGAGAAAGAAUAAACAGAAGGAAGAUAUAACCAUCUUCUCGGAUGAUUCGAUUGAAGAAGCUAUGAUGAGCAUUCCAGAUAUUGAUAACUAUUUGACAACCAGAAAGCCAAAGAUCAAAAUCUUCAGAGAGGCUUCAUCCAAAUCUACUCAUGAUUCCCAGGAAAGUACGAGUACCUUUAGUCAGCACGAUCAGACUGAAGACUCUCAAAUUACGGUCCCUGAUCUCGAAUCAUCUACCACCAGCAGGAACUCAUCUGAACAACCACCUUCUCCAAUCCUUGAAUCGUCCACCCCGCUUCCCGACCUUAGGAGCAGGUUUUCUCUGGAUGCUUCAACUUUUUCAACACCGAAGACUACUACCCUCAGUCAAGGUCUCCCAACUCCACUGUCCACUUCCACACAGUUUCAGUCGAGGAUUCCUGUUUCGGCAAAGUUGGACACCAGAGCUACAAAGAAAUCCGUCACAACCUCUGCCAAAUCUGUUCUCACGCCUCUUCAACGACUAGGUGCUGCCGCACAUAACCGCUUCAAGCUACCACCCACACCUCCAAUGACUCCCAUGCUGGCCGCCGGUCCCAUCGCCUUUCUUCGAAAAUCCAACGUUCCUUUCCCCGGGGCCACCAAAGAGAAAAAGUCAAGAUCAGCAGAAGUUCAACCGGCAUCCGUCCCGUUGCCUCCAAUUGAUGACACUGAGGUAGCUGCUUUGAACCAGAAGGGUAGUGAGGAUUUGAUUAUACCAGAUAGCGAGGGAGAGGAAGAGCCAUUGUCACCUGUUCAAGAAAAGUCAAAUAAGGGAUUAGGUUUGGGCCUCAAUUUAGGGCGAUUUGUUUAUGCCGGUUGA